This is a messenger RNA of Cebus imitator (Panamanian white-faced capuchin), 255 nucleotides long. Its product is annotated as 40S ribosomal protein S27-like. NCBI's taxonomy places the organism in Eukaryota, Metazoa, Chordata, Mammalia, Primates, Cebidae. Gene Ontology annotation, biological process: ribosomal small subunit assembly; translation. Gene Ontology annotation, cellular component: cytosolic small ribosomal subunit; ribosome. The transcript has a single exon. Bases 1 to 255 code for a protein of 84 amino acids. The record is from RefSeq and is a predicted model, not a curated record. Gene Ontology annotation, molecular function: RNA binding; structural constituent of ribosome.
AUGCCUUUGGCUAGAAAUUUACUACAUCCAUCCUUGGAAGAGGAAAAGAAAAAACACAAAAAGAAACACCUUGUAAAAAGUCCAAAUUCUGACUUUUUGGAUGUAAAGCAUCCAGGUUGCUACAAGAUCACGAUGGUUUUCAGCCGAGCUCAGACAGUGGCGUUUUGUGUGGGUUGUUUAACAGUGUUGUGCCAGCCAACAGGAGGGAAGGCCAGACUCACAGAAGGGUGUUCACUAAGAAGAAGGCAACACUAG